GGCAUGACAGGAGAGGGAACAACAUGGCGUGUUAUAGAAACUGUUUUUGUUGUCGCUGUUGCUGCAGAGAAGGAGAAACAAGGACGCCAGAGGAGCUGGCAGUUUUAGGUGAAAUCCCAGACGAGGAGGAGGAGAUUUUGCCCCGGAAAGAUUAUGAGAGCUUGGAUUAUGACCGCUGCAUCAAUGAGCCCUAUGUGGAGGUUCUGGAGGGCAUGGACAACAAGAAAUCCAGGCAGUACGAGGUGGUACGGUGGAUGAUGGUGUUUGUGAUCGGGGUCACGGUGGGUCUGGUUGGGCUGUUUGUGGAUUUCUUUGUGCAUCUCUUCACCAAAAUCAAAUUCACAGUGGUUGGUAGUUCCAUAGAGAAGUGCGCUGACAAAGGCUGUCUGUCUUUAUCCCUACUGGAACUUCUCUCAUUCAACAUGAUCUUCGUCUUCAUCGCCAGCUUGCUCGUUCUGAUUGAGCCAGUGGCUGCAGGUUCAGGAAUUCCAGAAAUCAAGAGUUACUUGAACGGAGUGAAGAUUCCUGGAAUUGUGCGGCUCCGGACUUUUAUCUGCAAAGCUGCCGGAGUCCUGUUCUCUGUGUCUGGAGGACUGUUUGUGGGGAAAGAAGGGCCGAUGAUACACAGUGGGGCCAUUGUUGGAGCUGGACUUCCUCAGUUUCAGAGCAUCAGUUUCAAGAGGAUCACAUUUGAUUUCCCAUACUUCCGCAGUGACAGAGACAAGCGAGAUUUUGUGUCAGCGGGAGCUGCUGCUGGAGUCGCUGCUGCGUUUGGAGCUCCAAUAGGUGGCACUCUUUUCAGCCUGGAGGAAGGUUCGUCUUUCUGGAACCAGGCGCUCACCUGGAAAGUGCUCUUCUGCUCCAUGUCAGCCACUUUCACGCUGAACUUCUUUCGCUCUGGGAUCAACUAUAACAAGUGGGGCUCCUUCCAGCUGCCAGGUCUGCUUAACUUUGGAGAGUUCAAGUGUCCAGAUGGAGAUAAGAACUGCCACCUGUGGACAGCUGUCGACCUGGCUUUCUUCGUGCUCAUGGGCGUGGUGGGGGGGCUUCUGGGGGCUCUUUUUAACUGCAUCAACAAGUGUCUGGCCAAGUAUCGCAUCAGACACGUCCAUCCCAAAGCCAAGUUUGUCAGAGUUCUGGAGAGUCUCCUGGUUUCUAUGGUGACAACAGUGGUGAUAUUUGCAGCUUCCAUUCUGUUGGGCGAAUGUCGCGACCUGUACUCCCCAGCAACACUCAACAGCUCGCUGGCCAGCAGUGAGGACAUUAACUCCACCAUCCGCCAGUUCUUCUGCUCCAACAAGACCUACAACGACAUGGCCACUUUGUUCUUCAACCCGCAGGAGGCGGCCAUCCAUCAGCUCUUCCACCAGGACAGUACCUUCAGCCCUGUGACUCUGUCAGUCUUCUUCCUGCUCUACUUCCUGUUGGCCUGUUGGACCUACGGUGUGUCCGUACCCAGUGGUCUCUUUGUACCGUCGCUCCUGUGCGGUGCAGCAUUUGGACGUCUAGUUGCAAACAUUUUAAAAGUGAACAUGGGACUGGACAUUUACUCUGGGACUUUUGCUCUCAUUGGAGCUGCUGCCUUCCUGGGAGGCGUGGUCAGAAUGACCAUCAGUCUCACCGUCAUCCUCAUCGAAUCCACCAAUGAAAUCACGUACGGGCUGCCCAUCAUGAUCACUCUGAUGGUUGCCAAAUGGACUGGAGAUUUCUUCAACAAGGGCAUCUAUGACAUCCACAUUCAGCUGAAAGGAGUUCCUCUGCUGGAGUGGGAGACUGAGGUUGAGAUGGACAAGCUGACAGCCAGUGACAUCAUGGAGCCCAACCUCACCUACGUGUACCCUCACACCAGAGUCCAGUCUCUGGUCAGCAUCCUGCGGACCACCGUCUACCACGCCUUCCCCGUGGUCACCGAAAACCGACAGAACGAGCGGGACUUCAUGAAGGGAAACAUCCUGAUCAGCAACAACAUCCGCUUCAAGAAGUCCAGCGUUGUGACUCGUGCGGGAGAACAGCGGCGCCGAUGCCAGUCCAUGAAGUCGUACCCGUCCAGCGAGCUGAGGAACGUCUGUGACGAGCAGAGUGCUGUGGAGGAGCCCACCGAGGAAGGGGAGGACAUGCUGCAGCAAAUGUUGGAGAGAAGGCACGUUCCCUACCCCAACCUGUACCCCGAUCAGUCCCCCAGUGACGAGUGGACCAUGGAGGAGCGCUUCAGACCGCUCACCUUCCACGGCCUCAUCCUGCGCUCACAGCUGGUCAAUCUGCUCAUCCGAGGGGUCUGCUACUCUGAGAACCAGUCGAGUGCCUCCCAGCCCAGGCUAUCCUAUGCAGAGAUGACUGAAGACUACCCCCGCUACCCAGACAUCCAUGACCUGGACCUCUCGCUGCUCAAUCCCCGCAUGAUAGUGGAUGUCACCCCAUACAUGAACACAAGCCCCUACACGGUUUCCCCCAACACUCGGAUCUCCCAGGUCUUCAACCUGUUCAGGACCAUGGGCCUGCGACACUUACCGGUGGUCAAUGCUGCUGGAGAGAUUGUGGGAAUAAUCACGCGUCAUAACCUCACCCACGAGUUCCUGGUGACCAAACUACGACAGCACUACAUCACCAUCUGACCCAGCUCGGCUUCUGCUGUGCUCAGCGGGGUUUGGAACUAUUCCACUCAAGUGUGGACCAAGCAAACAGACUUUGUGAUACUGCAGGCGGCGCUGCUCUUCUGUUCUUUUGUGUGGAGUCUCACAUUGAAGCAUCCACCUGACCGUCUGCGUUGUUAGGACGGCUGCUUUCAAUGGCUCUGCUUUCACUAACAGUGUUCUUCAUUCCUGCAGUGAUGCUACUUUGAUUUCCUGAUUCAUUUAAUUUUUUACAAAAUGUUGCAGAGACUGACGGAAGUUCCGAAGGACAGGAGUAACUUUCAAUCUCACUUUCAGGGAUUUGUUUUGGGUUUUAGGAGUCGUUUCAAUACUGCAGAGAACCGUGUGCAGCAGAGCAGCUUCUGCUGCUGUGGAAAACCGUUGUAGUGUCUAGAAUUUCAGAGUUCCCUCAUUUCAGUGAAAGUCAGUCAUAUUCUCUUAACCUCAACACGCAUGUUCUCCCCCUGACCACAAGAGUAAAGGUCCCUUCAACCCAAACAGUUUGGAUGGAUUCUAAAAUCGUCUAACAAAGGUGUCUGCAUCCCCGGUGCUGCAGCUGGAGGUUAAACCCCAGUGAGACCGAAGGAGGAGGUUGUGAAGCUGCUCAGUUUGCAUUAAGCAUCAUUCCUGAGAAGAGAUUCCCUAUGAUUUCCAUUUUGGAGUGUUUUUGUUGUCGCUGAAGCACUUUUUGUUGUUUGGUUUACUUUGAGUUUAACUGUAGUUGUAAGCAGACAGACUUUACAUACUGUCUCAGGUUCUGCAGCUCACCUGGACCUUGCAGUGCUUUUGGUGUUCAUGUGAGUUCAUUCCAGGUUGCACAUGUUUUAACCACUGCAACAGUCUGUUAAGGCCGUGUCACACAGCCACUAUGUACAUUUAGUGCAUCUAGCACAGAUGAAAAUUUGUCAUACGUGGAAAAAGUGAGGAAAGGUCUUUACGUGAAAUUUUCACAGAUGUAUCAUGAACGUUAAAAUCAUAAAAGUACGAAUAAACGACACAAGGAACACGUAAAUCCACAUAGAACAGGAACUGUGUGUGAUUAUUAUGCUGUUUAAAUGCAUUUAAUUAGUGAUUAGAGGCCAGUUACGUAAUUAAGUUCGCCGUAUACGAGAUAAAAAAGUUGUACAUUGGUGGAACAUGUGUGAAAAGUCUGUUAGACAUACGUGGAACGGUCGUGGGAAGACAAACAUUUGCAUAUGCAAAAAUUACAAAGAACUGUGUAAGAUUUUUGUAAUGAUAAGGUAUAAACUACAAAAGCUGUGAUUAAACUCCUUAUUUCUUAACCGACUAAAAAGUUUGAACAGCUCAAAACCAAACUCGUGUAAAUUCCUGUGGGCUGAAACCCUCAACGGACAUCGGCACACAUCAACGAAUGAUUAACGCAAGAAACACUUCUGGAUUAUCAGGCAUGGAUCAUGUGUGUAAAAUGUGCAAAAUGUACGUGUGACACGGCCUUAAGUGAACGGGCAUUUUGCACUAAUUUAAAUGUAAUAAAUUCUUUUUCAUAUGGAUGCACAAUAAUAUUCACACUAUUGUUAUUGGCAGAUAACUGGCAGGAAAUAAAAGUAUACGCAUUGUAGAAUUUGAACGUAUCUUUCAACGCAGUGUAAUGAUUGUAAACUACCAGUAUGUUUUUGACUAAAACUUUUUUAAUAUUGUGCAUCUUUACCUUUUAUUUUCAUCCAGUCUGUUUUGUGUUUGUGAGUUUUUCUUCCUCUGAGAAAAACAGACGGACACCAUGGACGGGAAGUUUCUGAUCAUUUUUCUGUGUAGAACCACUGUCAUUUACAGUUGUAUUGUUUGUGCAGAAACGCAAAUGUUUUAUUUUGAUUUUAGUUUAUUUGCUUUAAUUUUUUAAGAGAAUAUUUUUGUAUCCAAAUUUCCUGUUUUAUUCAUCUGUAUUGUUCAAUGGUUGGGUUUGUUGGUUUUGAAGCGGCAGAUUCUAGGAUUUAAACAUGUUUUCUAUGUUUGCUCAUUUUAAAUAAAUAUCAAAUAGGAAGCAGAUUAUUUAAUGGACAGUCUAACAGACUGAUUACUCAGCAGUAUUCGGUCCUGAUGCGUUUGGGAAAAAGAACUUCACGAUGACUCAGAAAAACGGGAACAUCUGGAAUGAGACAAGUAGACUUUUUGUUUGUGCCUUCUAAUUGUUUAAAUAAAGUUCCUUUAGGGUUGUAAAUGAUACAAACAAAAGAUGUGUUUUUGCAUUUCUGUAUUCCAGCUGUAAACAGUUGAGCGUGUGGGUCAAUGGAAUUACCAGUA
Messenger RNA from Oryzias latipes (Japanese medaka), 4889 nucleotides. RefSeq names its product chloride channel 6 (gene clcn6). Gene Ontology annotation, biological process: chloride transport; transmembrane transport. The record is from RefSeq and is a predicted model, not a curated record. Gene Ontology annotation, molecular function: voltage-gated chloride channel activity. NCBI's taxonomy places the organism in Eukaryota, Metazoa, Chordata, Actinopteri, Beloniformes, Adrianichthyidae. Gene Ontology annotation, cellular component: intracellular membrane-bounded organelle; lysosomal membrane.